AUGGCCGUGGGUGAUUUCCGCUGCCUGGAACCGAAUGCCUGGUUCGGCUUGUGGCGCCGCUUCGGCGGAAACCUGGGCCCGGAGCCUGCGAAGCGUGAACAGGAGACUGGACUGGACCAGGGUUUCCCGCACCACCUCAGUGGCGGCAAAGGGCCUUUCAAGGACGGUUUCCACGAUUACGUGAUUCGUGGUGACAAGGCAGCAGUGUCAACCAGCAGCGGGACCAAAGCAGGCCUGCUAACGAGGCACAAAGUGGCCGCAGGCAGUCACGUGAGCUUCAGAUUGCGGUUGACCUGUGCCGACAAGAGCUUUCCCCAAGGAGCUUUCCGGGACUUUGAUAACACCUUCCAGUCGCGGCGAGAAGAGGCAGACAGGUUCUAUGGCCUUGUACAGGAGGACAUCACGGAUUCUGAGCGACGUCUCAUUCAUCGCCAGGCUCUCGCAGGCAUGAUUUGGACCAAGCAGCUAUACUAUUACGAUAUUCGAACGUGGCUUUCAGGCGACGAGGGUCGCGGAAGGCCUCCAAGUCGUGGUGGUCGCAACGAAGACUGGGAUCACCUUUACAAUGCUGACGUGAUCUCGAUGCCGGACAAGUGGGAAUAUCCCUGGUAUGCCACUUGGGACUUAGCAUUCCACUGUCUUCCGCUGGCAUUGGUCGAUGCUCAGUUUGCGAAGGAGCAGUUGCGGCUCAUCACCCUAGUCUCGUUCAUGCACCCCAACGGCCAGUUCCCAGCCUAUGAGUGGAACUUCAACGAUGUGAACCCACCGGUGCAUGCCUGGGCGGUGUGGAGGGUUUUCCAGAUGGACCGCAAAAACCGCGCGGAUGAUGGAGACCUGAGCUUCUUGGAGGAGCUGUUCCACAAGCUGAUGCUGAACUUCACGUGGUGGGUUAAUCGCAAAGAUGCCGAGGGCAGGAACAUCUUUCAGGGCGGCUUCCUAGGCUUGGACAACAUCGGCGUGGUGGAUCGCAGCCAGCCUUUUCCCAACGGUGGGAUGAUCAACCAAUCGGAUGGCACGAGCUGGAUGGCCUUCUACAGCCUCACGCUGAUGCGCAUGGCUUUGGAAUUGGCCCUGCACAAUCCCGUGUACGAGAGCAUCGCGUGCAAAUUUUUGGAGCACUUCUUGCAUAUUGCUCGUGCUAUGACACGCUUAGCCGACAAUGCUGAGCACGGGCUGUGGGAUCCUGUGGAUGAGUUCUACUACGAUGUGCUGGCCAACCCAGACGGAAGCCGGGAGCCAAUCAAGUUGCGCUCCAUUGUGGGCUUGAUCCCGCUUUUUGCAGUGGAGGUGCUAGAGCCCGACAUGCUGAAGAAGCUUCCGCGCUUCGCCAGCCAGACGCAAUGGCUUUUCGACAAUCGCCCCGACCUAGCCUGCUUGGUCUCACGCUUCGUGGAGGCCAAAGCACAGAUCACAGAGGGAUGA
Molecule: messenger RNA, 1422 nt
Organism: Symbiodinium sp. CCMP2592
Lineage: Eukaryota; Dinophyceae; Suessiales; Symbiodiniaceae
Source: the annotation of a GenBank genome assembly